This is a messenger RNA of Drosophila rhopaloa, 1957 nucleotides long. RefSeq names its product protein Red (gene beag). The transcript is spliced from 2 exons. The record is from RefSeq and is a predicted model, not a curated record. Gene Ontology annotation, cellular component: nucleus. NCBI's taxonomy places the organism in Eukaryota, Metazoa, Arthropoda, Insecta, Diptera, Drosophilidae. Gene Ontology annotation, biological process: mRNA splicing, via spliceosome. The coding region runs from base 171 to 1841 and encodes 556 amino acids.
UUUUAACGGAAAAGAAGCUAGAGCAUAUGUUAUCGGUCUCAGCUAGUCCAACAAUCGAUAGCAGAGAACACACCACCGGGCUGACAACCCUGGCGAGGAAAGCCAAGAAGAAGCACAGUUUGUAAAUAUAGAUUUUCUCUUGCGAUUUUUCCUGGAGACACCUCUUCACCAUGUCGGAUGCCCACUUGGAAGCGCCGCCCUCGGUGCGACUGACCAACGAUGACUUCCGCAAGCUGCUGGCCACGCCCCGUGCUCCACCUCCUGGCUCUGGGACGAGCAGCACUUCCGGCGGAGGAUCUCUGGCCACGGCCACCUUUGCCACGCCCUCCGCCGCCCCCGGCUCGACCGGAUCCAGUGGCGAGAAGAAGAAGGGCCAGAGCAGCAGCGAACGGAACGAUCUGCGGCGCAAGAAGAAAAACUUCUAUGCGGCACUAAAAAAACAGGAGGAUGUGAAGCUGCAGGAGCUAUCGGAAAAGUACAGGGACCGAGCACGAGAGCGACGCGAUGGCGCCAAUCCGGACUACGUGAACGUGAGCACGCCGGGUCAUGGAAGCAGCACCAAUGCUUACCGAGCAGUAGCCCCAGAUAUGAAGUCGGGAAUCGAUGCGCAAGAACGAAGGAGACGUAUCAUUCAGGAAUCCAAGUUCUUGGGCGGUGACAUACAACACACGCAUUUGGUGAAGGGUCUGGAUUAUGCCCUGUUGCAGAAAGUGCGCUCCGAGCUGCACUCCAAGGAGGCGGAGGAGGAGGAGAUAGCCGCCGCCGUGGCCAGGGAAAAGCUGGCCGAAGCAGCUGCCGCCGCCGAGCAACUGGAAGCGGAGCGCCGGGAGUCGGAGGACAUCAAUGCCAUUAACGGCGCGCUGGCCCGUAACAUUUAUAAUCUAGUCCAGGCACGGCGAUCCAAAGAAGUUCCUCGCAACGAGCUCUUCGCUCCGGGACGGAUGGCUUAUGUCAUCGACCUGGAUGAUGAGCUGGGUGAAUCGGAUAUUCCAACCACUUUAAAGCGCUCCAAAUUUGAAGUUCCGGUGGCUCGGGAGGAUGUGGCCACGCUGACCACCAAUGACAUUGUAAUCAACAAGCUGUCACAAAUCCUAAGUUAUCUGCGUGCCGGAGGUCGCAACAAAAAGAACAAAAAGCGCGACAAGGACAAGCCGCUCUUCUAUGAAAAGGAGGUGGAAAACCUACGGGGACCGUCCAGCGGUGGUGGCAACAAUCGCCAUCCCAACUCCUCCUCAUCCACCAACAAGGAGGGAAAAUCCGCUCCAUUGGGCGACAACAUUUACGACGAUGUUGGGGACUACCAACCCACUGCCUCGCGAGGGGAUCGCAACAGACAAGAGCCCGGAAAACCUGCCGUCUCCUAUUUUGGCGACGCUCCUCCUGAGGCGGCUGAGGAGCCGCUAAUCUCCAGCAUUCCCCCGCCACCCAAGAUAUCCAAGGCAAUGGCCUCACGGUUUGCCGAGCCCGAGGGCUACGCCGAGUGCUAUCCGGGGCUGGAGGAGAUGAACGACGCCAUCGACGACUCCGACGAUGAGGUGGACUACACCAAGAUGGAUCUGGGCAAUAAGAAGGGACCCAUUGGGCGCUGGGACUUUGACACGCAGGAGGAGUACUCGGACUACAUGAGCACUAAGGAGGCGCUGCCCAAGGCCGCCUUCCAGUACGGCGUCAAGAUGCAGGACGGCCGGAAGACGCGCAAGAACAAGACGGAGAAGAACGAGAAGGCAGAGCUGGAUAGGGAGUGGCAAAAGAUCCAGACAAUCAUUCAAAAACGAAAACUUCCCAAGGAUGGAGGAGGUGGCGGUGGUGAUGAGCCCGAAUACAAGUCAUCCAAGUACUAGAAAUUCUUGAAACAUUAUUCUAUAUUUGUAAUGUAAUUAUGUAAAACAUUAAAUAUAAGUAUGGGCUUACUUGUAUUACUCUUACAUACUCUCAAAUACAUAUUUUAGCAACGUUA